Molecule: messenger RNA, 612 nt
Organism: Olea europaea var. sylvestris
Lineage: Eukaryota; Viridiplantae; Streptophyta; Magnoliopsida; Lamiales; Oleaceae
Exons: 3
Coding region: 1-612 (203 amino acids)
Source: RefSeq, a predicted model, not a curated record
AUGAUCUUUGGCACUCAACGACCACCAAUCGACCACCCUCCAACGACUCUAAGACAUGCACGAAAAAUCAAGCACCUCCACCACAAAAAUGCACCGCCACAGCAGAAUGCACCGCAUUUUGCCCCUGGAGCUGUCUCAAUGGUUGAGCAGUUUCAUAGGUACAAGCCUUCCACUUUCGACGGUAAUUCUGAACCACUGGUUGUCGAAGAGUGGAUAAGAGGCCUGGAGCGCAUAUUUCGACACAUUGCUUGUACGGAUGCACAGAAAGUAUUAUGUGCAGAAUUUAUGUUGAUUGGAGCAGCUGGUCACUGGUGGGAAUCUGUUUCACGUACAAGGACGGAAGAGCAGCAAUGUAAUCUGACUUGGGAGCAGUUUAAAGAUGAAGUGAUGGCAAAAUAUUUCCCACAGGCUUUGAGAGAUUUCAAGGAAUCAAAAUUUUUGCAGCUCAGACAAGGGAGUAUGUCACUUACUGAUUAUGAAAGACAGUUUGAGCAGCUCUCAAGGUAUGCCCCGCACUUGGUGGAUACAGAAGUUAAGAAGAUUAGGAGGUUCGAGAAUGGACUGCGCCCUGAGAUCGGCAUGAUCAUUAUGUCCCAUCGUUUCACCUCAUAA